This is a messenger RNA of Sesamum indicum (sesame), 934 nucleotides long. Its product is annotated as COP9 signalosome complex subunit 8. The record is from RefSeq and is a predicted model, not a curated record. Gene Ontology annotation, biological process: COP9 signalosome assembly; protein deneddylation. Lineage: Eukaryota; Viridiplantae; Streptophyta; Magnoliopsida; Lamiales; Pedaliaceae. Gene Ontology annotation, cellular component: COP9 signalosome.
ACUCUCACGAGUCGCAGCAGCAGCAGAAGAAAAAAUUCCCACGCACACACGACGGGAGAGGAGGAGGAGGAGAGGAGAGUUCUGCGAGCCGCACCGGCGCCAACAUUGAUGGAUUUCACUGUUCUGCACGAAGCACUAGCGCUCAAAUCCUACGAUCAGAUCGCCGACAUAUGCGACACCCUCAUGCUCCAGGUUGCAUCUGAGGGCGUCUCUUUUCACGAAGAAUGGCCCUACGCUGUUCAUCUCCUCGGUCACAUUUACAGCAAUGACAUUAAUAGUGCAAGGUUUUUGUGGAAGAAAAUACCAUUGACAGUAAAAGAGAGCCAGCCGGAGGUAUCGGCUGUAUGGAAAAUUGGGCAGAGGUUGUGGAUGAAGGAGUACAGUGGUGUUCAUGAGGCCAUUCGUGAGUUUAAUUGGAGUCCACAAAUUCUGGGACUUGUGGCAGCUUUUAAAGAACGUUACACUAAAAGAAUGUUUGAAUUGUUGCUUUCUGCGUAUUCAACAAUAAGCAUUCAGGACACAGCGCUUUUCCUUGGGAUGAAUGAAGAUGACGCUGCAAACUAUGCAUUGCAACAAGGCUGGACUCUAGAUCCCGCCUCUCCAAUGCUAACUGUGAAGAAGCAGGCUGUUGCAACAGAGCAAAAACUGGAUCCCAGUAAAUUACAGCGAUUGACCGAAUAUGUGUUCCACCUCGAACACUGAUCCUGAAGAUCAGACGCAUAUAACAGGUUUAAAUCAGUUCUUCAAAUGGCUUCACCGUUUUUUUUGAACCUAUAUGUUGUAAAACCUGGGCAAUUGAUAGGUGAAAAGCCGAUUGAGGGUCGUUAGUUUCAUCAUCUGAUACAAAGCUCUAUGCCUUGUUUAUCAGACACAAAUACUGGAAGAUUGUCAAUGGUUUUUUGUUUGUUGUUGAUCGUCUACCAUUUUCCUGCCC